AUGUCGAUUGGAGCUUGUAUAAUGAUCAUACACUGUCUCUGCGUUGUAGCUGGGCAAGUUGUGUUCGGCGAACUAACAGCAGUUUUUGCUGCCCAGCAGUUUCCUGAUAAUUGUUCUGAUCAACAACAAAAUUCUACCACUACUGGACCACAGCAGUAUCUAUGUCAUACAGGCAUUGAAUUGAGUGUAUCUGACGAUAGCCAUUUGCCGAAAUUAUGUGUUAAUUCAACAAUGCUUGUAUCACCGUCAUUAAGAACGAUUCCGUCUAUGAUGUUAUUUGGAUCGGAAGUCAGGCGUCUAGUUUACCGGCUGUUUGGUAAAUGCAAUAAUAUUUAUUUUAUGAUUUAA
Adineta ricciae is the source of this 348-nucleotide messenger RNA. The record is from the annotation of a GenBank genome assembly. Lineage: Eukaryota; Metazoa; Rotifera; Eurotatoria; Adinetida; Adinetidae.